Molecule: messenger RNA, 1881 nt
Organism: Octopus sinensis (East Asian common octopus)
Lineage: Eukaryota; Metazoa; Mollusca; Cephalopoda; Octopoda; Octopodidae
Product: multiple epidermal growth factor-like domains protein 8
Exons: 7
Coding region: 1-1881 (626 amino acids)
Molecular function (GO): protein binding
Source: RefSeq, a predicted model, not a curated record
AUGGAAAAAGUAGUCACAGGAAAUGAAAUCCCCAUGGAAGCAUUGUAUGACACAUUUGAGGUACCAACAUCCAAACAAUUUGAAACUAUAUGUUUUAGCACCAGAAAAUGGAAAAGAAUGGAAACACUGGAAUUAAACCCUAAGCGGAGGCGUCCAUUACUCUCAUCAGACAAUGGAUAUAAACCUGGAAAGUCUUGCUUUGGUGUUGCUGGCAGAGUAGUGUUUGCUGUGAUGAAAGAGGCACACAUGAAAGCGACAGUCCUGGCAUUUGAAGGCAUUAUCUGCCUAAUCAAGAAAUAUAUGAGUACUGAUUGUUUUGAGAUUCUUCUCAUCUGGAAUACUAUGUUGAUACAUUUGUACAGUGAUAACAACCAUGCCUUAGAGGGAUUCAAUGCAACAUACACUAUAACAGAUUGUCCAUAUAAUUGCAGUAAGCAAGGAGACUGCCGAAAUCAUACAUGUGUUUGUCAUUUCUGGUUUACAGGAAAAGGCUGUGAGAAGCGCUCAUGUAGUACUGAUUUAUGUCAUGGUCAUGGAAAAUGUGAUACCAACAAAGAACGUUGUAUCUGUGAUGAUGGUUAUGUUGGUGCAAACUGUGAUCUGCUACUAAAGAAUGACAGUGGGCAAGGGCAGUGGUAUAUAUUGUCAAAGUCAAGUAAUAUUUUCACACCUAGGACUGGCCAUAUUGGUAUUUUUGUACCAAAGUCAAAUAGUUUAUGGAUAUUUGGUGGUUUUACAUUAAAUAAGAUAGUUAAUGAUUUAUUAUAUUACAGCUUUAACACCAAUCAGUGGGAAAAUGUCUCAAAAACCUCUCCAUGGCCUGUACCUCGUUAUGGACAUGCUGGUGCUGAAUUUGAAGAUUGUUUAUAUAUUUAUGGUGGAAUCAUAGCAACUAGAGUAUACUCUGAUGAACUCUGGAUGUUUAACACUACUUUAGGUCAUUGGUAUCUUAUAGCUGAAAAAAAUCGCCACACACCACCUAGUUUGACAAGUCAUACCUUAACAAGAGUGAAUAACUGGUUGUAUUUGUUUGGAGGACUUCUUAUGAAUGGAUCAUUUUCUUCAGAUAUGUAUCGGGUAAAUUUAACCUCAGGAGUUUGGGAACAUGUUAAAAUCAGAGGUGGAAGAACAUUUAUGAGACGUCUUGCUGGCCAUACUACUGUCUUUCACCAAGAAUCAAACUCUCUUUUAGUUUUUGGAGGUUUCUGGAUGGAAAGUGCUUCUGCUAGUCAACGUACAAAUAGCCUUCAUGCUUUUCAUUUAAAGGAAAGAUACUGGUCAAAAAUGGCUCAUCCUUACACCCAAAGCAAACAUCGGCCUAGAGUAAUUGCACAUCACUCUGCUGUGUUAAUGGGUAACUAUCUAGUAAUCUUUGGAGGAAACUCACAUGUACAUAAUGAUUGGAAGAUCUGCUAUGAUGGUGAAUUAUAUUUAUACAAUAUUGGAUGCCAUACCUGGGUUAGUCAUGGAGCUCUUGAAGAACGAAUAAUGUCAAAAAUGGAGGAAUUUAGGACAUCUAACAUGCCAAAGGUAGGACGCUUUGGCCAUUCAGCAGCAGUUGCAUAUGGCAAUAUCUUAUUAAUAGCAGGAGGAUAUGCAGGCCGUGUUCUUGGUGAUCUGGUUGCUUACAAAGUACCCUCAUUAAUAGCUAGUUCACAUCCUGAAAUAGAAAUUGACUACUGUGAAGGAGUUGACAUUGAGAGUAUGUGCUUGGAAAAUCCAGAAUGUUUGAUGUGUGAAUUGAAAGAUACCUUAGCUUUAGGUUGUGUUCACUACAAUAAUCGUAAGGUCAACAAUUCAGACCAUAUCAUAGCUACUGUUGAAAACUCACCAUUAAAGCAACCCAUCAUUUCCCCACAACUAACUACCACUGCAAUAUGA